CCACUAAGUCUGAGUAUCAGUAAUGGCUCCGCCAUUAACAUUUGAAAGCCAAGCCUAUAAGCCUGUUCCGUUCCGAUCUCCACAGUCUACACUUUUGUUUCUUACUAACUCUUAUUUUCCUCCCCUCUCUGCGGACCAAUCCAUGAGUGUUCGCUAAUAAUUCUGCAGAAGAAGAUGGGUGCAGAGGCACAAAUUUCCCGAAGCUUAAUCAACAGAAUCUAUGCUCCAUUGGCUAAUGAAUUUCAUUUUGCAACUCCUCUCUCCUCCUUGCGAACAAAUGAACUUGACCUUGUGCGAGGUGUUUUACGAAUGCUGCAAGGGUUUUCCGGUUCUUUAUUCUCUUGGGAUAACAGUGGAAACCGUUUUCGUGCCAAGAGUGGAAUAUACGUUAGUCAUCUCUCCCAGAAUAGUCUCCACUCUCUUCUCAAUCAAUUUAUCCACGCAGCAACUUGUCUCCAAUUGGUAGAUAUUACACUCAAUAGAGUUGAAACUGCGGUGCCAAAACCUCCUCCAACUUUGAAGGCUUUUGCGUCCUCUGCUUCCGCGUGGCUUAAGCGUUUACGGAAUAUUGCGUUGAAGGAGGAAGUGUCCACGAGCAAUGCAGAUGGCAUAACCACUCCAACCUUGUUAGGAUUAGCUAAUUCUUUAUCGAGUCUCUGCUCAGGGGCUGGGUUCCUAUUGCGAAUAGUUCAUGAGGCCAUCCCUGCGGUAUACUUUGAGGUUGGUGCAUCUGUACCGGCGGCAGAACUGGCUGUUCAUGUGCUUGACUAUCUUCAUAAAAAGCUUGAUGAAAUGUGUCUUGUUGAAGGUGGUGAGGAGGAAGCUUAUCAGAUGGUGCUUUAUAUGUAUUUUGGAAGCUUAUUACCAUAUAUUGAGGGUCUUGAUUCCUGGCUUUUUGAAGGAAUUCUUAAUGAUCCUUCUGAAGAGAUGUUCUUUUUUACUAAUAAAGAAGUGUCAGUUGAUGAGGCUGAGUUCUGGGAGAGGAGUUAUUUAUUAAGAAUGCUACAGCAUGUUAAGUUUGAUUCAGAGUUCUCUUCCAUGAAUUAUGCCAGUGAUUCUGUGUCAGCAUCAAAUGACAAGAAGGAAAUGGACAGAAGGGAUUCCAUCCCUUUGUCAAGUACAACUAAAGGAAAAGAGCAGAACACUAGAGGCCAUCCAGCUUGUCCUUUUUUUAUUAAGGAUUUAGCUAAAUCAAUAGUCUCUGCUGGUAAAUCUUUGCAGUUAAUGUGUCAUGUCCCCAAUUCCUCAGCAGCAUGUAGCAAGGGAAGUAAUUGUGAGACUGGAAGUACCAAAUAUUUGAACGAUGGUUUAUAUCCUUCUCAGAGAUUGUCUGGGCUAACGUUGUCAGAAGUUUUUUCCGUAUCACUUGCUGGACUUGUUGGUCAUGGUGACCAUGUUUUUAAGUACUUUUGGCAAAAUGACUGGUACAAAUCUGUAUCUGUUUCUUCUGUUGUAUCUCAUGUAAAUGAGGAAAGCACAGAGAAUGACAAUAAUAAUAAAUCAUCUCCUCCACCUUACUCAGAGAAGACUUGGUAUAAGUUCUUGAUCGAUACAUUAUUUCUGAAAGGAUCAACUGAUUUGAAGCUAAAAUACAAAGGCAUAAACAGUGACACAAGAGACCUGAGAGGGGCCAGAGUUGUUCAAGAUGAAGUGAUUCUCUUGAGAUCAUAUGUAGAAAAUCCGGUUAUUACUGUAUGUCAAAUGAACCUUGGAAAGAAUGGGGAUGCCUUAAAAACAUUGAAUUUGUCUCAGAAAUUCUGCUUGCCUUCAUUAAAUGAUGAGGGUUUAAGAAAGGCAAUAUUUGGUGGAGAAAGUACAGCAUUUUCUGAUAGCGAGGGAACAAACUAUACUUUUGGCUUUCAGUUUGGUGAAUCUGAAUACCUUCGCUCACAGGAUGAGAGAAAUCUGUUAGGAAUGUUGUUUCCUUUUCCCACUAUUUUGCCUUUGUUUCAGAAUGAUCUUCCUGUGUCAGAGCUCUUGCCUUUUCAGAGGAACAGCAGUCUUCCUUCAAGAGUUCUUCGUUGGAUGCAAAAUGUUGACCUAAGAACUACUCCACUUCCACUAGUUAUUAUGCAGUACUGUCUAACUGUCUACAUUCAGAAACAGGUAGAAUAUAUUGGAGUGAAUAUGUUGUUAAAGUUGAUGAACGAAUGGAGGUUGAUGGAUGAGCUUGCAGUGUUGCGUGCUAUAUACUUGCUAGGUUCAGGUGAUUUGCUGCAACACUUUUUGACUGUAAUUUUCAACAAGUUGGAUAAGGGUGAAACAUGGGAUGAUGAUUUUGAAUUAAACACAAUAUUACAGGAAUCAAUCAGAAAUUCUGCUGAUUGUAUGCUGUUAAGUGCUCCUGAUUCAUUGGUAGUGUCAAUAACCAAAAGUCUUGUUGACAGUGAUGAGGAAGCUAGCACAUCUGGUGUUGUUUUGAGUACUCAUAAGAGUCAUAUCAGUAGCUUUGGAAUUAACGGCCUUGAUAUGCUCAAGUUCACGUAUAAGGUCCCUUGGCCCCUUGAACUCAUUGCAAAUACAGAGGCAAUUAAGAAGUACAACCAGGUGAUGCGGUUCUUAUUGAAGGUCAAGCGUGCAAAAUUUGUGUUAGAUAAAGUGCGGAGAUGGAUGUGGAAGGAUAGGGGAUCUAUUACAAACGACCGAAAGCAUCAUUGGUUAGUGGAGCAGAAACUCCUUCAUUUUGUGGAUGCUUUUCACCAAUAUGUGAUGGAUCGGGUAUAUCACAGUGCUUGGCGUGAACUAUGUGAAGGUAUGACUGCAGCUAAAUCACUGGAUGAAGUCAUUGAAGUCCAUGAAGCUUACAUUUUAUCAAUUCAGAGGCAGUGCUUUGUGGUUCCUGAUAAGCUGGGGGCUCUGAUUGCCAGCCGCAUUAACAGCAUCCUUGGAAUAGCUUUAGACUUUUAUAUCAUACAACAGACAUUAAGUAGUGGUGGAGCUGUUUCUGCAAUCAAGGCAAGGUGUGAGAUGGAAGUGGACCGGAUAGAAAAACAGUUUGAUGAGUGCAUUGCUUUCUUACUCAGGGUCUUAUCUUUCAAACUAAAUGUUGGGCACUUCCCUCAUUUGGCUGAUUUGGUGACCCGAAUUAACCACAACUAUUUCUACAUGUCCCCUAAUGGAAAUUUGAUGACUGCCUCCGGUUCUGGAAGUGUUACUUCAAGGAUGGGGAAGGCCCCUGGGUAGAUUGUUUGAUCGAAGGUGGAUUGUCAUAACUUUAAUCUGAAUAUGAGAAUAGUUCUGCACCUGCUUUCGUGUUGUACAGUUUUUUGAGAGUAUAUUCAUUUGCUUGAUCUUUUGGCUUAGUGAAGGAGGAAAGUUGAAGGCUGUUGUUACUGUGUUGCCAGUAACUGCAGGGCGGCAUGUGCUUACGGUUGCAAGAGUGCAUAGUAAGAUGUAAGUUGUAUUGGGUAUUGGUUAUAUGUCAGCUACAUUUGAUCAACUCAUUUUUUGUCUGCAUGUUAGUUUGUGCUGGAUUUUCUUUUGCUCUACUUUUUUUUUCCAUGUCCUACACAGUAUUAGCUGUACAUAGAUGGGCUUCAUGAAUUAAUUUAAAAUGGGUAAAUUACAUUCACACCUCCUAAGGUUUAACAGAAUUUUCUCUGAUACCCCUCCUUAUUUAUUUUUACAUAUAUGACCUAAUUUAUAUAAUUGUAUAAGAAAUCAGGGAUAGUUUAUGUAAUCUAGAAUGGUGUGUGAUGUUAUAUUAUUACAUAAAUUAAAUGAAACUUGUGUAAGGUGAAAAAAAUUAUCCGGUGAAAUUCUAUUAAACUUCAUGAGAUGUGUGUGUAAUUUAGUCAUUUUAAGUUGUA
Abrus precatorius (Indian licorice) is the source of this 3809-nucleotide messenger RNA. Its product is annotated as gamma-tubulin complex component 5. Gene Ontology annotation, biological process: mitotic cell cycle; microtubule nucleation; meiotic cell cycle. Gene Ontology annotation, cellular component: gamma-tubulin complex; equatorial microtubule organizing center; spindle pole. Gene Ontology annotation, molecular function: microtubule minus-end binding; gamma-tubulin binding. NCBI's taxonomy places the organism in Eukaryota, Viridiplantae, Streptophyta, Magnoliopsida, Fabales, Fabaceae. The record is from RefSeq and is a predicted model, not a curated record. The coding region runs from base 175 to 3183 and encodes 1002 amino acids. The transcript is spliced from 16 exons.